AGCAACAGCAAGAUAAAGAUUGUGUGCAUGAGUUAACUCAUCUGCAAGUGUUUGAGAGCACGAAAGGGAAGAUCAAGAUAACAUCAAGAUGGACGCCUUUCUAAGUUCCAUUCCGUCUGCUGCUGAAGAUGUUUCGGACGGCGAAAGCUCCAAUGAAACGUGGAACGACAAGAAGAUUUCGCAGCACCAGCAAACCAAUUACGGUUCAGAAGGUGGACAACCGUCCUCCGCAUCUUCUUCUUCUUACUCCGCCCCCUUCCAGCACAUCAAGGAAGGCUCGGAUUCCUUAUCCUUCAUAACCUCCGGCGUCCCGGCCAUCGACGCCUACUUGGACAACCAAGGCUUCACCCCCGGUAUUUGGCAACUCGUCGGGCUGCCGAACGUGAAAAUCUCCGAGUUUUUGUUGCACAACGUCGUCCGCGGGAACUUGCUGGCACGCUGUGAAGCUGAAGACCACUCGGUCGCUGCUCUGGCUCUUGGAAAACAGCAUGACAAAGAACUCAGAAAUCCUCGUCGACGUCCCACUUUCCGCAUCUGCUACGUGGACACGCAGGGCGGUAGGAUGUUGGAUCCGGAGGGGAGAUAUCCAUUGGAAUUGCAGGACGUUUUCCAAGAACACCUUUCGGCCUCCGGGACGGAAUUCUUCCCCGGCAGGACGACAGGUUGCGCCAUCACAAUUUCCGCUGCGCCUUUUGAGUUCGAAUUCGAACGAGUCUACGAUCUAGAGGAAUUUUCCAAAUUCUUGGACGGGAAAAUUACCGAACAAUGCGUCAAAAAUCAAACCGAUCAUACAAUAAAAUCGAACAAAUUUGACCUUCUCAUCGUCGACUCCAUCGCGUUUCUGAUCCGGAGUGCAAUCGACCCAACGAAAACUACCGGAUUUCAUAUACAGUGCAAAAGUAUCGUAGUCGUAUAAAUGCAUUACAAAUUUCCUCAGCAUGAGAAAUAAAAUUUGUAAUGCGGAUUCACCUUAAGAAAAAAAAUUGUAAAUGCAUGAUUGCAAUACGAGUGCGAUACUUCUGCACAGGAUAUUUCACGACAACAAGCAAUCACAAAUCGCCGACCGUUUGAACCUGAACAAAAAAAUUUUCAAAACCAUGCAAAAAAUCCGGCAAGUUGCGAAAACGAGUAUCCUACCAAGUGCAAAAAUGUGUGGGCCUGGAAGAAUGCAACUUGUGAUGCUGCAUUUGGAUUCCAAAAAAAUCUGUAUUGCAUGAGUACCAAAGGGAAUGCAGUACUACGCGGCUGAGAAGGCGUUUGUCAUGCGGAAUAGGCAUCAAGAAGCCCUCAAAAAAUCUGCAUUGCUAGGCGGGUAUGCAUCACAGACAUCAUGGCUCAUACAAAACGUGCAUGACAAGUGUCAGAAUCUUCCAGACCCAGACACUUUUACAGUUGAUAUAUCCUCGUGAACCACCUAACGAGGAGCUUUGUCUUGCCCUAUGGAGACGAUACGCUCUGGCGGGGGUAUCGGAUGCAUGGUGGGGGUGCCACUUCUAGUAUGGAUUCAUCAUCUUCCGGAGGAACUUGUGAUGCUGGAGCAGCAUCACUGGUGGACGGCGCCAAAUCUUCCGGGACGACUACAAGCAAAGCCGAUUUUAUCCGUUUUAAGCCGACGAACAAGCAGGAAAAAGAGGCGGUGGAAUUGGCGAAGAUGAACAGUUUGAUGGACCAGGUGUUUGACAGCGAUUUGUUUGACGACGAGGAGGAGGAGGAGGAACAAAUACUGAGCCAGGCUGUGGCUGCACUCAACAAAAUACAGUUUAACGAACCCGCUCCGGUUGCUUCUGGGGCGGAUCCGUUCGUGGUGGAAAGCGAUCAGCGCCGUGGAGAGGAUGAAGUACAGCAGAUUGCUCCUGCCCACCAGCACCAGAAACCACCGUCACCUGAGGUGAAGAAACGAAGAAUCGAAAUUGAACCGAAAAUGAUGAAACAGGCUAUUGUGCAGAGACAAGGCCAACAGGACAUAAUUGCAGCUACAGGAGGGAAGGGCGACGUGCAGCACAACUCUCAACAUCUCUUUCAGCAUGACAACAAUGAGGAAGAAGAUUCGACGAAAAACAAAACGCUUUUCUUCAAGCCGGCUCUGGGGCAGUUUUUCAGUCAUUGUGUGGACCAUACACUAGUUUUGACGAAGGAUGAAUUGACCAUUUUGAAAUCGAUUUCGUUGCCGUCUGCAUAGAAGUACAACUCGGCUUGUUUAGAAGUAACAGACAUUUUCUUCAUUUCAUGGCCAUUCAUGUUUAGAAGCAGCAU
Messenger RNA from Amoebophrya sp. A120, 2253 nucleotides. The record is from the annotation of a GenBank genome assembly. Lineage: Eukaryota; Dinophyceae; Syndiniales; Amoebophryaceae.